This is a messenger RNA of Bufo gargarizans (Asiatic toad), 3623 nucleotides long. RefSeq names its product VPS9 domain containing 1 (gene VPS9D1). The record is from RefSeq and is a predicted model, not a curated record. Lineage: Eukaryota; Metazoa; Chordata; Amphibia; Anura; Bufonidae. Gene Ontology annotation, cellular component: cytosol; endocytic vesicle. Gene Ontology annotation, biological process: vesicle-mediated transport. Gene Ontology annotation, molecular function: guanyl-nucleotide exchange factor activity; small GTPase binding.
ACAAGAGUUCCGGAUACUGGUUUUGUUCGUAUUUAUUUCCGUAUCGUCAUGGCUUCCUCAGCCGGUGACGGGACUCUGAAGCCGCUGCAGAGAGCGAUGAAAUUAGCCAACAGAGCCAUCCAGCUGGACACCGGGCACCGGCCCCGGGACGCCUACGUGGAGUACCUGAGACCUGUAAAUUUCAUCUCCCAAACCCUGGCAGAGGAAGCUGAACAGACAGGUAGUGUAUCUUAUCUGUGCACACAGUGAGGACUACAGAAGAUGCUGAAGCUGGCGGAGCAGUGUCUGGAGAGGGCUCGGACCACCGCUGACAAACUGGGUGAGUUCAUUCUGGCCUGCAGCUCCCCGAUCCUCCCCCAGCUCUAAAACCUACAAGUACCUACAUCCAUUUUUACCCCAUCUACCUCCAGGACGUCACGGGCGUCACUUAGCCGUCAGUAUGGGCACCGACGAGCUUGUUCAGAUGAGGUUCGGAAAGUUGAUGCCUUUCCAACACCAGAGGCUUUUCAGAUGCUGAGGGCAGCCGAAGUUCAGAGCUCCAGGAAGGAGCUCACGCCCUUGGAAGAGGCGUCCAUACAAAACCAGAAGCUCAGGGCAGCAUAUGAAGUCCGACUGGCACGACUGGACCCUAGGCAGGCCUCUCAGAAGACCUCACUGACGCUGUCACUGCAGAGACAGAUGAUGGAGAACCUGGUAAUAGCCAAGGCCAGGGAAGAGACUCUGCAGAGGAAAGCAGAGGAGCGCCGGCUGCGGCUGCAGGAAGAGUCAAACAGACGCUUCUCCAAAAACAAGCAGAUGACCCCGGCGGAAGAAGAGCAGAAGACGCUGUACACUGCCGUGCUGGAAUAUGAGCAGGACUAUGAAUGGCCCAAAGAGUAUCUGGAGAGGAUUAGGAGCAACCCGAGUGACUCUGACUUAGUUCCCAGCUAUGUCUGCCAGAUCCUCAGCACCUCAGAUCAUCCGAUUGCCAAACUAGUCCUCCAUCUCCAGUGCCAGAUCUACAGCCGCCUGUAUCCCGUCAUCAGUAAAGACACCUCUCGGGAAACCGAAACCUCCAAAAUGUUCCGCCAUUCUCUUCCACCAGACCCGUCCCCUUUAUCAGCCCUCAGCACCUCACAGCUGAAAUCCUCAAAGAGUUUCCACUGCCUCCCCAGACCUCCCCGCUCCUCCAUCCCGCACAGCCGCUCUAUAGGAGAGGGGCUGGAAAGCUGGGAAAACCCUGGCAGCACCCAACCUGACCGAGGACACAGCAGGACAGACAUGGAGAACUCUUUCGAGGAUUUGGAAAGUUUACUGUCCCCUACAUCCCUGACGCUGCCGGCUGCGCUGCAGAGACUGAACGCGGCACAGCACUUACACGUCGUGGUGAAAGAGAUGCACAAUGCCAGAGACCGGCUGCUGUCGUCCGCCAUGUUCUCACUGAACCUCCCUUUAAGCCCACAAGUGAAGGAAGCCUGCCGGGAGUGUCUAGAGGACGGCUUCUUCCCCCCGCUGUGGUCUGCGCUGCUCGCUCUGUACAGACAGGUGUUGCUUGCCCGGGAGGAAUCUCUGCUCCAGGUCAUGGAUUUGUACAGCACCGCUUCACCAUCUGUGCUGGGGGUCUCCAAAAAGCUGUACCCUGAAGAUGUAAAACAACCGUACAGAGCUGCGGUGGAAGAACUAGAACAGCUGCCGCAUCAGCGCACUCCGCAACGAAAACUGGAGUGUAUCGUGAGGACCCUACGUGUCAUCUGUGAGUGCGCAGAAGAAUAUUUCUCCACCCCGGGGACUGCCGCCAUUGGCGCCGACGACCUCCUGCCCAUCCUGGCAUUUGUAGUGCUGAAAAGCCGCAUGUCUCACUUGCUGUCGGAGUGCGCGGCGCUGGAGGAGUUCAUACAGGAGGGAUAUCUGAUUGGAGAGGAGGGUUACUGCCUGACCUCCCUGCAGAGUGCCCUGGCCUAUCUGGAGACGCUCCCUGUGCCCCCAUCACCCCCGCCUGUCUGACCAGGGACCACAUGGAGAAACCACCUACGUUACAAGCUGCAUCUGUCCUGUGGAUGGAUCUCACAUUAUUAUGCACCUUACCUGUGUACAUGAAGUCAACCACUGGUCAUCCUCCCAUGAAUGUGAAACAUAUACAUCUCUGGGGACAUCUUUACAGACUUUCCUAAUACAGAUGUCUCAGAAACCAAUAUGGCCGCUUUUGCAGCUCCGGCAUGGGUUGUCGCCUAACCUUCUUGUGCUCCUGAUGGAUGCGUCCCCCUGCCCUUUCAGCGCUGUAAUGGCGGGCAUGCUGACAGAGCUGUAAUCCUGCUCAUACAGCUGUUUGUUCGUUUUUCUAUGUUACUGGAAAAGCGGGUGUCAGCCAGUAUGGCCGCAGUACAGCUACUUGUCACCCCAGCUUUCCCAAUCCUCUUCCCGAUGCAGCAAUAUGGGGGGUAGGGGAUCCGUCAGGAGUUUGGUUCAGCCAUGCAGGAGCUGGGUUGGGAGCCAUAUUGGAAGGCAUAGAACUAAGAAAAAGAUGAACGGAGUGUCUAACGACCUACUGGAAAUGGGCAAAUCAAGGACCUGCAUUUCCUGGGGAUUUGCUGAUUUUUGGGAGGGAAUGAUCUUUACUGGUGAAGAUACAUUGAAGGUGCCACUGACUGGGCUCGGAGCACGAUCUAUGGGGCUGUUCUGAUGAGUAAUUAUAAUAUUGCACUAAAUUAUUUAUAUCUAAGAUUUUAUCAUUCAAACUACAGAUCUCGCCUUGCUGGGACUUUUUUGGCAGGUGUUCAACCUGCGGCUGCUGUAAAACUACAACUCCCAUCCUGCCAGCUAACUGCUGGAGCUCCACAAGUUGCAGAACAAUGCUCUAGAACAGGGAUCAGCAACCAUCGGCACUCCAGCUGUUCUGAAACUACAACUCCCAGAAUCCUCUUUUCACUUCUAAUGGGAGUUGCAAGAACAGCCGAGUACGUGUGCAUGCUGGGAGUUGUAGCUUCACAGCAGCUGGAGUGCCAAAGGUUGCUGAUCCCUGCGUUAGAACAAGGAUCUCCAACCUGUGGUUCUCCAGCCGUUGCAAAACCGCAAUUCCCGCCAUCCCCCAAUAGCCACAGGCUGUGAGGGCAUGAUGAGAGCUGGAGUUUUGCAACAGCUGAAUCACCACAGGUUGCAGAACAAUGCUGUAGAAUAGGGAUUCCCAACCUACGGCCCUCCAGCUGUCGUGAAACUACAACUCCCACCAUGUUCUGCUGUGGGCUGAUAGCUAUAGGCUCUCCGGGCAUGCUGGGAGUUGUAGUUUUGCAACAGCUGGAGGGCUGCAAGUUGGGCAUACCUAUUCUAGAAUAAGGAUCUCCAACCUGUGGCUCUCCAGUUGUUGCAAUAAUGCAACUCCCACCAUGUCCCAAUAGCCACAGGCUGUGAGAGCAUGAUGAGAGUUGGGGUUUUGCAACAGCGGAAGCCUUACAGGUUGCAGAACAAUGCUCUAGAAUAAGGGCCCCCAACCUGUGGCUUUCCAGUUGUUGCAAUAAUGCAACUCCAACCUUGUUCUCAGGGCAUGUUGGGAGUUGUAGUUUUGCAACAGCUGGAAAUUCCCAGGAUGGAGAUUGCUGACUUGUGUUCUCCUUAUACUUUUGUGGUUGAAAUAAAGUUAUUUUUAGUAC